UCUCCAUUCAGACAUCCUCAGCCAAUAGGUCCAACAUAGCUGGUUCAGCCAACUUUUCACCAACAAGAUGGCCCCAACUUCCAUCAUCUUCCUACUCACCGCUGCAGGCCUCGUUGGUCAGGCGGUUGCCCAGACUACUUUUGCCUGCCCUGGCGAUGCCGGGAAGACCAUCACAACCGGCGGCAAGGUAUACACUUUGAAGUGCGGCGUCGGAAUCGAGGGGAGACCCCUGGAGGGCAAUCCUUGUCCGUCGCUCGCCGAGUGCGCCACGCGAUGUGCGAGCAACCCCCAGUGCGACCACAGCAGUCUCGACAAGGCUGGGAAGUGCUAUUUGAAGGUCAACGACAAGGAGUUCAGCCUCGCGACUCUUUCCACCUGGAUCUUCAAGGAGCUUGCCCCCAGCACGCCCCAGACGCCUAUCGGCAACAGCAACACGGGCGGCGGCGGCGCUGGCGCCCAAGUUCCCAUCGGCACCGGUGGCGGCCAGAACACGGGCAACACGGGCAACACGGGCAACACGGGCAACACGGGCAACACAGGCAUCACGAGGCCGCCCACCGGAGAGGAGGGUGACAACUUGGCUUCCUACUCCUGCCCCGGGGACAAAGGGGCGCGCUACAGCACGAACGGCAUCGUCUAUGAGCUUCACUGCGAUACCGGGCACUCUUUGGGUGCUUGGAAGUCCGAGCCGGCCUCUUCUCUCAAGGAGUGUGCCGACAUUUGCGCCAGAGACCCCGACUGCUUCAGCAGCGACUUCCACCGGAACAGCUACACCUGUGCGCUGAAGAAGGCACCGGCCCAGCUGACCCCUUGGGCGUCCGGCGAUGCUUGGUGGCCUACUCAGUGCCCCAAGGCUCGGGCUGCUGUGGCCAACAAGAACCCCGAGGUCACGACAGACCUCACCUGUCCCGGAAACGACGGAAAGAUCUUUGAGGGAUCCGACGGCACCUGGUUCUACCUCCAAUGCUGCACCGACACCGAUGCUGCCGUGAUCCUCGACUACAAGACGACGACCAGCCAGAAGGAGUGCUCCGAGGAGUGCGUCAAGGACAAGAAGUGCAAGAGCUUCAUGUACAUCCCGACUCUGGCUGCCUCGACCGCGGCCCAGGCGAACUGCAGACUGUACGCCAACGGCAACUUCUCUAACUCCAAGGCAGAGGGGGCUCACUUCGCCUUCGUCACCGAUCCUCCCACCAAGGAGCCCGUCAUCUCUGACGCCAAACUGUGCUCGACGGAGUGCCCCGAGGCCGAUGGCCAACUCUUUGUGACGCCCACAGGCCAGAACUACCAGAUCUCGUGCAAGAAGCGCCACGGCACCUCAUACCUCAAGAUCGACCGCCGCGGCUCCUUCGAGGCCUGCAUGACGGCCUGCGCCGCCAUGCCUGCUUGCCACAGCGCCGAGUUCGAGCCGCGGACCAAGAAGUGCUUCUACAGCAACAACCACAACGCGCCCGCCAUCGACGCCGAGGCCUUCGUUAGCGCCCACUCGCUCGGCUGCUCCGGCGCCUGCUCCAGCUGCAAGAAGGGCUGCGACCGGCUCGGCGCCGACCCGAUGCCGGCCGACGCCGCCGCCUGCGACGCUGACCACGGCAAGGUCCUCGCGGCCGCCGGCGAGGACUUCCGGCUGCAGUGCGCCCACUGCUUCUACAGCAACGGCGUCUGGACCGCCGCCGGCGCCAAGAACCUGGCCGAGUGCGCUACGGCGUGUGCCGGCGACGAGCAGUGCCACGCCGCGAACUGGCUCGUCGCCGCCGGCAAGUGUACGCACCAUGGCCCCGCGCGAAACGGCGGGCAGAAGCCCUCCUUCGGCCAGUCCGAGGAAUGCCACGCCAUCGUGCCCCUCGAUCGCAGCUGCGCCGACACUAGCACGCUCCAGCAACAGUAG
This is a messenger RNA of Colletotrichum destructivum, 1885 nucleotides long. Its product is annotated as Putative PAN/Apple domain-containing protein. The transcript is spliced from 6 exons. NCBI's taxonomy places the organism in Eukaryota, Fungi, Ascomycota, Sordariomycetes, Glomerellales, Glomerellaceae. The coding region runs from base 68 to 1885 and encodes 605 amino acids. The record is from RefSeq and is a predicted model, not a curated record.